Molecule: messenger RNA, 133 nt
Organism: Racocetra persica
Lineage: Eukaryota; Fungi; Glomeromycota; Glomeromycetes; Diversisporales; Gigasporaceae
Source: the annotation of a GenBank genome assembly
CCCUUCAAAGUCUGAACAUUUGCCUUUUGAGUUUUGGCUUUGUCCAAAUUCAAAACUUUUGAAAGUAAACAAGCCUUCCAAAUUGAUGCAACUUCGGAAAUUGGGUGGAACCUUUCAAACUGGAUCCUCGUAA